CUUUUCUUCUUCAGUCACAGCUCCCUCUAACGCCAUGUUGGCUGUUAUGACUUGACUUGUUGUUUUCAUCUGCCUUACUACGGACUUGACAGGAGUGGCUUUCUUAAACCCCCCCUGCCUUUGGAGAGGUUUUAUUCCAUUUUAGCGCGUACGCGUUUUGGAUGAUACGCGCGGAGUAUGCAUGCGUCAUCCCCGCGACUUUGCAUUUGAAAGGAAUAUUACUUGGAAAUAGACGUUUGAAGGGCUUUGGUUUUUGUUUGUGUAUGUUUUUUCCCUUGUCAUAUGUGCAACAAAAUGUCAGAUGUUCGCCUUUCUAAUGCGAGCCCGACAGUGGAGAGGGUGGACGCCCGGCAGCCAGACAACAUCAGACUUCCGGUCCGCAGAAACCUUUUUGGGAGACGGGACCCUGAGGAGACACGGAGGGAUUUCGCGGCUUCGCUGCAGGAAGACGUGCAGGCUUUUAUGGAUGAGUACAAUUUCGAUCCCGUCGACGGAAGACCGCUCACUCCGCGCAACUACGAUUGGCAGGAGGACAGCAACGCACCGGAGUUUUACCUCCGGCAGCCUCACGGGAUCCAGCGGCCCCAGCGAGACGACGAUGUGCCCGGCGAGAAUACCUGGCAGGAUGGCGAGGGGAGCAGCGGAAGGCAGUCGGUUCGCCAACCAGGCAGGCACGGUUCGAGAAAAAGACGUUCAGGAGCUUCAGGUCCCUGCUCCAGCGAGUGUCAGAGUAAAAGGUCGCGUACAGACGGAGGUGAUGAUGGUGAUGAAGACGAGUCGGACGGUGCAGCAAGUCAGGCGCUAAAAGCCGCGGAGGAGAGACCGAGCAGGCCGGAGAACAGCGCGGAGGUCCAGUGAAAAACAGUGCCAGACCGAGGAGACCUGUUGCUGGUGGAAUACUGUAGCCUUUCUCAUCACCUGACAGAUGAGGGAGAAAAUAUAAAAGCGGCCUUUUCCUAAAGAAGGGAGGAGGAGAGGCUGCACAAGCACUGAAUAUGUACACUAUCAAGUUUUGGCACUCAUUUCAAUUAAAUAGCCUCAGAAGCAGCAGACAAUGUAGCAGUGUGCAAAUGGAUUUUUGCUCAUUUUAUUUUAUAUACUACCUAUAUUUCAGAUGUAGCACAUAAAAAAAAAGCAUAUUUUGCUUUUCAUAACUUUUGUUAAAUGUAUUUGAAUAAGUGUGAAUUCGACUCGGGGAGUUGCAGUGCAAUUUCCAACAGAGAAAUAUUAUUUUAGUUGUCAUAUUGUAUCAUUUUUCAGGUAAUUGAUGUAAGUUAAAAAUGCAGAUUUCUAAAAGUCAGGGUUUUAUGGAAACAAAAUGUCGUCUUUUUCUAUGGCUUUAUUUGUCCCAGUGUUAUAUAUCUUGUGUUUGAAGGCCCAGAUGGCCAAACUGUAAGUUGAGGGUCCAUCUAACUGGGAACAGCCAGGACAGAUAAAGUUUACAUGCAAAUAAUGUCUUCUUGUUUCCCAUUUUAAUAACAUCCUUUAAAAAAAAACCAACAACAACAACAACUCUUUUUUGCCAAAGUUUGUGCCUUUUGCUCUGGGGGGAGGGGUGGGAGGGGGAGGGUGGCUAAACUGCUGAGCAAUAUCCAACCAAAUUUUAACAGUAUUUGCUAAUAACCCUAAGAAUUAGCUGUUAUUUUUAAAUUAGGUGAGUUAAUAUUUUAGUGGUUUUUAGGUCACAUGUCCUGCCCCUUGUAAUAAGUGGCGUAGUCCAGGUUAACAGAUAAAAUAUGUUAAAAUCCCUGGGCUACUUAUGCAAAUAUGUGAAUCAAAGAUUUGUCUUUGUCGUGUGGAAUUCAUGUGGAACAUGUAAUUGCACUAUUGUUAAUUUCUCAUUUUUUAUGGCAGAAAAACAAAGUGACACUGCCUCAUUUGGUGUAAAACUUUGAAGUGUACCUGUGUGCCUUUUUAUUUUUAUUUUUUUGAAAAACACUGAAAAAAUUAUAGUAACUUAUUUAUGUUGAACUUUUUGUUGUGGGUGUAUGUAUAGCUUCCCAAAGUGAAAUUUUUUGUAAAUAUAUAUUUUCAUUAUUGUUUUUAAGAUAAAUAAACUGUUGCAAAACUGAGCCUAAUAAUCGA
Messenger RNA from Micropterus salmoides (largemouth bass), 2085 nucleotides. It is a transcript of the gene cdkn1ba, whose product is annotated as cyclin-dependent kinase inhibitor 1Ba. NCBI's taxonomy places the organism in Eukaryota, Metazoa, Chordata, Actinopteri, Centrarchiformes, Centrarchidae. Gene Ontology annotation, biological process: G1/S transition of mitotic cell cycle; negative regulation of cell population proliferation; regulation of cell cycle. Gene Ontology annotation, cellular component: nucleus; cytoplasm. The record is from RefSeq and is a predicted model, not a curated record. Bases 283 to 858 code for a protein of 191 amino acids. The transcript is spliced from 3 exons. Gene Ontology annotation, molecular function: cyclin-dependent protein serine/threonine kinase inhibitor activity; protein-folding chaperone binding.